AUGUCUGCCAUUCAUUUGCUACUUUUUGGUGGCAUUUUGAUUCUAGCACUGGUAAGAUUUUCAAGCAAACGAAAGAACAAGGAGCUCCCUCUGCCACCUGGACCGAAACCGCUUCCACUGAUUGGAAAUCUUCACCAAGCACCAGCUCUAUAUCCAUGGAGGGUGUUUCAGCAAUGGGGAAAGCAAUACGGGCCAAUCAUUAAACUUCAGUUCGGCCCUACCACCAUCAUCCUGUUGAACAAUCAUGAGACAGCUCACGAUCUACUAAACAAACGAAGUGGUAUCUAUAGUUCACGUCCCAGAGUUGUUAUGGCAGCAGAGUGUCUGGGCCAUGGAAUGCUCACUCUAUUGAUGCCUUAUGCUGCUCAAUGGAAGGCACACCAGCGUCUUCAGAUGUCUGUUUUGAAUGCGAGGGUCUCUCAAACUUACUGCGCUCUUCAAGAAUUGGAGAGUACACAGCUCGUCUUUGACAUGUUAUCGACCAACAACUUUACCGAUGGAUUUCGACGGUACUCAGCCGGACUGAUAUUUGCCCUAGCAUAUGGAAAACGAAUCGACAAUUUCGCGUCCCAAGAUUUGAAGGAUUUGGAUCAAGUUAUCGACAACACGUUAAGCACAUUACAGCCUGGAUGGAUUGUGGACCUAUUUCCUAUUCUCAACCAUCUUCCCCGAUGGCUUGCCCCUUGGAAGAGGCUUGGUGAUAAACUCUACAAAAUCGAGUCCGAAAUAUGGAACAAAAACUACAAUAGUGCAACCUCAGCACCAUCCUGGAAUUGGUCAAAGCAAAUCAAGUCGCUUGUCGAGAAAGAUGUCAACAAUCACAUGUCACCUAUGGAAUUAGCUUAUGAUGUUGGCAUCAUAUGGGAAGUAUCAACUGAUACGACGACAAUUGCGUUGGAGGUAUUUAUCCUUGCUGCGGUGCUACAUCCACAUGCGGUGAAAAAAGCGCGAGAAGAGCUCAUUCGAGUCGUCGGGAAUGAUCGUCUACCCAGUUUUACCGACAAAGAGAAUCUUCCAUACAUACAUGCGUUCCUGCAGGAGGUUCUACGAUGGCGACCUGUGGCUGCCGGUGGUGUGCCACAUGCUCUCCUUGAAGACGACGUUUACAAGGGUUACCGUAUUCCCAAAGGCGCGACCAUAAUUGCCAACCAGUGGGCUAUUUGUCACGAUGAGGGGACUUUUCCAUAUCCCGAAAAUUUCGACCCCGAGCGCUGGUUAAAGAAUCCGGACCUUCCAGUCGCUGCAUUUGGCCACGGACGACGGACUUGUUUUGGCCAACACAUUGCGAGAAACUCGCUAUUUAUUAUUAUUUCGCGUUUUCUCUGGGCUUUUGACAUUGAGUGUGCAUCAGAGCAGAGAUAUGGUCAUAAAAUCUGGAUGCUUCCUGAUCCUCUGGCUAUGACACAAGGGUUCAAUUCAAAGCCAGAACCAUUUCAAGCUGUCUUCAAGCCACGAAGUCCACACGUCGAAGAGGUAGUUAGGAGAGAGUGGAAGAAUGAGGGUAAAGAUAUUAACGAUAUUAUGGAGAAUAUUCAGAGAGCGCAAACAGCUCAGACAAGCAAAGCAUAG
Molecule: messenger RNA, 1569 nt
Organism: Glarea lozoyensis ATCC 20868
Lineage: Eukaryota; Fungi; Ascomycota; Leotiomycetes; Helotiales; Helotiaceae
Product: Cytochrome P450
Exons: 1
Coding region: 1-1569 (522 amino acids)
Molecular function (GO): heme binding; oxidoreductase activity, acting on paired donors, with incorporation or reduction of molecular oxygen; monooxygenase activity
Source: RefSeq, a predicted model, not a curated record